Molecule: messenger RNA, 1302 nt
Organism: Diatraea saccharalis (sugarcane borer)
Lineage: Eukaryota; Metazoa; Arthropoda; Insecta; Lepidoptera; Crambidae
Source: the annotation of a GenBank genome assembly
AUGGAUAGAGGAAAAUUGUAUCAAAUUUUAACUGCAGUGGCAAGCGCCUACGGUACACUUCUUAUGGGUUUGUUUACCGUUUGGCCUUCUUACACGGUUUCAUUACUCAAAUUGGAGAAUACCACAAUUUUAUUAGAACCUAUGUCAUCGACGGAAGUAUCUCUAUUAGGAAGUUUGCCUUCUCUAGGUGGAAUGAUGGGCACUGCAUUAGUUGCGCCUCUGAUAGAAUCUUUUGGAAGGAAACGGGGGGGCUUAGCAAUUACAUUGCCUUUUGUGCUAGCAUGGACUAUAGUAGCAGUAUCGAAAUCCAGUAUACCAAUUCUAGCAGCUCGGUUCAUUGGUGGAAUAGCAGGAGGUGGGAAUUUGGUGUUUGCCCCUAUGUUCAUAUCAGAGGUCGCUGAAGAUUCUUUUAGAGGAACUUUAGCGUCAGCUACCGUGUUGUUUUAUGGUGUUGGAGUCUUGUCAUCUUAUAACCUCGGUUGGUUCUUCAAUUACACCACCAUUAUUUGGAUCAACUUGAUAGUCAGCAUUAUCGGAUGCGGUCUGCUAUUGAUAAUUAAUGAGAGUCCAGUCUACUUAUUGAAAAAGAACAAGGAAGAGAAAGCUCGAAUAUCACUUGCCGUUUACCGAGGCUCAUCACCAAAAUCUGUGCUUGUAGAAGAAGCAAUAAUAAAGUUGAAACAUCAAAUGUGUAGAGCAUUUUUGAUUUUGAUCUCUGUUGUUGCAUUACAGGUAUUUAUGGGUAUGGUACCAAUGCAAGUGUAUGCCAAGCAAGUGUUCAUGGAAGCUGACUCUAGCAAAGCUGAUAUGUAUUCGGUGAUCUUCGCUGUAGUUUUCAUGGGUGGUAGCUUCGUCGCUGGUGGAGUAGUGGACAAGGCUGGUAGACGGAUUCUGAUCAUCUUAUCAUCAGCAAUGGUAGCUAUUUGCAUGGGAAGUUUAGGGUUUGUGCUGCAUACACGAGUAGUCCCGUCAUGGGUUGCCAUUGUAUUGAUUCUCUUGUUCACUUUCUGCUUUACUUGCGGAGCAGGGUCCAUACCUUAUAUCCUGAUUGCUGAAGUAUUCAAUUCAAAGGUUCAAGCUUUUGCUUCUUCUGUUAUCAUUGAAUGCGCAUGGUUUUUGAAUUUCGUUGUGUUAGCUGCGUUUACGUGGCUGAAAGAAAUCAUCGGCAUCCAUGGAAUAUUCUACAUUUUCGCAGUCAACGCUAUUGUCAACGCUACUUUUAGCUUCUUCUUUGUACCAGAGACAAAAGGGCUAUCCAAUAUGCAGAUACAGGAUAUUUUUUCUAAGAACCGCCGGAAAUAG